UAGUAGUAGUAGUAGUAGUAGUAGUAGUAGUAGUAAAAAUCCACCAAUUAAGGAAUUGUGCUGUUUGUUUUCUUCGUACUGCCAUAAACAACAAUGUUUAUAUUCUGAAUGCUACCUGUGACAUUGCUAAAAUUUAUUAUUCUUAUAUAAAAAAAAUGGAACUUGAGUCCGCUUCACAACCCGAGGAUGAAAGUAAAAGGAUAGAAAUAAGGAAAGAGCUAUCACAUAUGAGCUUCGAAGAACUUCUGCAGCUCAAAGAGGAGCUGGGGUCAAAAGUUUACAAUGAAGCAAUGUUUGGGACAGCAACAAGGAAAAAUGUGGACUACAAGCGUGAAAACAAAAACAGACCCCGAGAAGUGUCAUCAAAGCUUCCUGUACCUCCACUAAAAGAAGUUUUUUCCAUCAAGAAAAUACAAGCCCGCGACCCUCGAUUUGAUAGCCUUUGUGGCACCUUCAAUGAAAAGUCAUUUAAGUCGUCGUACAGUUUUCUGAACGAGGUGAAGCAAAAGGAACUUAAGGACCUGAGAGAAGAGUUAAAAACAACUAAGGACCAAAACAGAAUAGAAACAAUUAAGUAUCUAAUUCAAAGAUUGGAAAAUCAAGAACGUGAAGAAAAACGUAACAAAAUGAAGGAGCAGAAGGUGGUAGAGGAACGCAAGACUCAGAUAACAAUGUUGAAACAAGGCAAGAAGCCUAACUUUGUGAAACCAUCCGAGAAACGUGUACUACAGCUGGUGGAGAGAUUUAAGGAACUUAAAGAGCAAGGAAAGCUGAAAAAGCACAUACAAAAGCAAAGGAAAAAAGCUACAGUUAAAGACAGGAAAAAAUUUAAAGAGCAAAGUAAUGUUUUUGGUUAGGUUAGGUUGUAAAUGUUUGUAAAGAACAAUGUUUGUUAAUAUUGUACUUACUGAUGCAAAUAAAUUGUGAGUUUCUUUUAAA
Molecule: messenger RNA, 939 nt
Organism: Bacillus rossius redtenbacheri
Lineage: Eukaryota; Metazoa; Arthropoda; Insecta; Phasmatodea; Bacillidae
Product: ribosomal RNA processing protein 36 homolog
Exons: 6
Coding region: 156-857 (233 amino acids)
Biological process (GO): maturation of SSU-rRNA from tricistronic rRNA transcript (SSU-rRNA, 5.8S rRNA, LSU-rRNA)
Cellular component (GO): 90S preribosome; nucleolus
Source: RefSeq, a predicted model, not a curated record